Molecule: messenger RNA, 6333 nt
Organism: Cinclus cinclus
Lineage: Eukaryota; Metazoa; Chordata; Aves; Passeriformes; Cinclidae
Gene: MAGI3
Product: membrane associated guanylate kinase, WW and PDZ domain containing 3
Exons: 21
Coding region: 1-4410 (1469 amino acids)
Biological process (GO): signal transduction
Cellular component (GO): cytoplasm
Molecular function (GO): protein binding
Source: RefSeq, a predicted model, not a curated record
AUGUCCAAGACGCUGCGGAAGAAGCGGCACUGGCUGAGCAAGGUGCAGGAGUGCGUGGUGUCCUGGGGCGGCCCGGCGGGCCCCGACCCCGAUCUGCUGCGCGGUGGCGCCGAGCGCGGCGAGUUCCCGUACCUGGCGGGCCGCCUGCCCGCGGGCGGCGAGGGCACGCCGGGCCCCGCGCUUCUCUCGGGCAAGGCGCCGGCGCCGGGGGACGUGCUGCUGGAGGUGAACGGUACCCCGGUGAGCGGCCUCACGCACCGCGACACGCUAGCCGUGGUGCGGCACUUCAGGGAGCCCGUGCGCCUCAAGACCGUGCGCCCAGGAAAAGUCAUCAACAAGGACUUGCGCCACUACCUGAGCCUUCAGUUCCAGAAGGGCUCAAUAGACCACAAACUCCAGCAAGUGAUCAGAGACAAUCUCUAUUUGAGAACCAUCCCUUGCACUACAAGGGCUCCCAGAGAUGGGGAGGUCCCUGGGGUAGACUAUAAUUUCAUUCCUGUUGAGCAGUUUAAAGCACUGGAAGAAAGUGGAGCCUUGCUAGAAAGUGGAACCUAUGAUGGUAAUUUUUAUGGUACUCCAAAGCCUCCAGCAGAGCCCAGCCCCUUUCAACCUGAUCCAGUGGAUCAAGUUCUUUUUGACAAUGAUUUUGAUACUGAAUCGCAGAGGAAAAGAACCACAUCUGUUAGCAAAAUGCAAAGGAUGGAAAGUGCUCUCCCUGAAGAGGAGGAAGAGGAGGAAAAGGAAGCAGUUAAUGGCGGCAGUGGGAUAGAAAACAAAGAAAAACAUUCAGAUUCUCCUGACUGGAUGAAGCCUGUUCCCAGCUACAACCAGACAAGCAGCAACAUGGACUUCAGAAAUUAUUUGUCGAGGGAUGAGACCCUGGAACCACUACCCAAGAACUGGGAAAUGGCCUACACAGACACUGGCAUGAUCUACUUCAUUGAUCACAACACCAAGACAACCACAUGGCUUGAUCCCCGGCUCUGUAAGAAGGCCAAAGCUCCUGAAGAUUGUGAAGAUGGAGAACUUCCAUAUGGUUGGGAGAAAAUAGAAGACCCUCAGUAUGGGACAUACUACGUUGAUCAUAUUAAUCAGAAAACUCAGUUUGAAAAUCCAGUGUUGGAAGCCAAAAGGAAAAAACAGCUAGGACAGACUGAUGCUGGCCCUUCCAAAUCAGGACCAGGGAGGUCUGUCUUCACUCGAGAUCCAUCCCAGCUUACUGGAGCACUUAUAAGGACAUCCCUGAAAAAAAGUACCAUGGGAUUUGGCUUCACAAUCAUUGGAGGGGACAGGCCUGAUGAGUUUCUCCAGGUGAAGAAUGUGUUAAAAGAUGGACCUGCUGCACAAGAUGGAAGAAUUGCUCCAGGUGACGUCAUUGUGGACAUAAAUGAAAGUUGUGUCCUUGGCCAUACCCAUGCAGAUGUUGUCCAGAUGUUUCAGCUCAUUCCCAUCAAUCAGUAUGUGAAUAUGACUUUGUGUCGUGGGUACCCUCUUCCUGAUGACAAUGAAGACCCUGUGGUGGAUAUUUUGACAGCCACGCCUGUCAAUAAUGGCCCGCCGGUGGCCAAGGGAGAUGCUUCUGUGUCCAGCCAAGAUUUAGCAGCAGGAACAGUUGUGUUGGACCAGAAUGGAAAAGUGUUGGUCAACGGUCGCCUGAACGGCCCUUCCAUGGAUUCAGCAGAGCAGAGGGUCUCCUUUGCCUCCUCAGGAGGCUCUCAGCCGGAGCUGGUCACCAUCCCUCUGGUCAAAGGGCCUAAAGGCUUUGGGUUUGCCAUUGCAGACAGUCCCACAGGCCAGAAGGUGAAGAUGAUUUUGGACAGCCAGUGGUGCCAAGGCCUACAGAAAGGGGAUGUCAUCAAGGAGAUUUGCCAUCAGAAUGUGCAGAGCUUGACCCACUUGCAGGUGGUGGAAGUGCUCAAACAGUUUCCAGUGGGAGCAGAGGUGCCCCUGCUUAUCUUGAGAGGAGGUCCACCCUCACCUACUAAAGCUGCCAAAGGAAAGGACAAGCAGGACAGUUCAGGGAGUUUGGAAGCUGUCAGUGAUACCAUUCCACAGCCGAUGCCCUUCCCACCCUCUGCUAUGCAACCAGGCUCUCCUAAACUGGACCCUUCCGAAGUCUACCUGAAGUCUAAGACGAUUUAUGAGGAUAAACCUCCAAACACAAGAGAUUUAGAUGUUUUCCUGAGAAAACAAGAGUCAGGCUUUGGUUUCCGAGUGCUUGGCGGGGACGGACCAGAUCAGCCUAUUUAUAUUGGAGCUAUAAUCCCAUUGGGAGCAGCAGAGAAGGACGGGAGGCUGCGUGCAGCAGAUGAGCUGAUGUGCAUCGAUGGAGUCCCCGUGAAAGGGAAGUCACACAAGCAAGUUCUGGAUUUAAUGACCAGUGCUGCACGGAACGGGCAGGUGCUGCUCACUGUCCGGAGGAAGAUCUUCUUCAGUGGUGAAAAGCAGGCAGAGGAGGAGGAGCCACAGCCUGUCCUGACACAGAACGGUUCUCCCCGGCUGAACCAUGUUGACUUUGCCAACCAGCCAUGCCCAGAGGUCUAUGACGUCCGUCUGCAGAGGAAGGAGAAUGAAGGCUUUGGUUUCGUCAUCCUCACCUCCAAGAACAAACCUCCUCCUGGGGUGAUUCCUCACAAGAUUGGGCGGGUUAUCGAGGGAAGCCCGGCUGACCAGUGUGGGAAGCUGAAGGUGGGGGAUAGAAUCUCAGCAGUAAACAGCCAGUCCAUCGUGGAGCUCUCCCAUGACAGCAUUGUGCAGCUCAUUAAAGAUGCAGGCACUGUGGUGACCCUCACGGUGGUGGCUGAGGAAGAGCAACGUGGUCCUCCAUCAGGAACAAACUCGGCCAGGCAGAGCCCAGCCCCACAGCACCGACCACUGGGAUUGGCACCAAUCAACCCUGACAGGGGAGCUACAGAAGGUGAAGCUGGAAAAGAAGUUUCAUGUAGUUACCGCCUGUCCUGGCCUGAACACAAGCACAUGGCACAGUUGGAUGCUGCUUCAGGUGUUGGCAGCCGUCAUUCCCAGGUACAAAAAAACAUCCAGAGGAGUCCUGGCUGUUUCCCAGUGGAGUUGGAAAGGGGCCCUCGAGGAUUUGGAUUCAGCCUCCGAGGAGGAAAGGAGUACAACAUGGGCUUAUUCAUCCUCCGUCUGGCUGAGGAUGGGCCAGCAGUCAGGGAUGGGAGAGUCCAUGUUGGUGACCAAAUUGUGGAAAUUAAUGGAGAACCUACCCAAGGAAUCACUCACACACGAGCCAUUGAGCUGAUUCAGGCUGGAGGAAAUAAAGUUUUGCUGCUGCUGAGACCAGGGACUGGACUGAUACCAGAUCACAGUGAUUGGGAUAACCACGAUCCUGUUUCAUCAAAUGUAAUAUAUGUAGAACAGUCACCAUUAUUAUCUUCAUCUUCCCAUUCUGCUUCCCCAUCUGAAGUGUGUUAUUUAGCAGUACCAGGAGAAAAUUUAACCAGAGUUCAGCUGUCUGAGGAACUGGAACAAGCAGAGAACACUGUGGCUGAUAAUAUAAGCACUUUAACUGAAAACCAAUGUGAAAGGAAGCCUCAGUCUUUUCCCCAGAGAACAAAGAAGAGAUGGGAAUGUCCCUCGAGUCCUGGGCUUGGAAUCACUAAAGGUAGUUCAGAAGCAGAGAUCAGAAGGGGCAGAUCUGCCAGUCCAGCAAAGUCAGGGGCUGCUGAAGGAUAUCCUCACAUUGGAUUACACAUUCCCAGGAAAGGGGAUACUGAGAAAAACAAUCUCUCACAUAAAUCUGACAGUUCCAGGAGUGAGAGUAGAACGACAGAAAUAAGGAAGAAGAAUAGUGACAACAAGGAGUCUUCUAGUGGAAAUCGAGGAAGGUCAGCAAGUCCCCAAAUGCAUCUCAGCAAGCCAGGAAACGCAGAAACAGUGGGAAGGAUCCAAGGUAGAACAUCCUCUGGUGAUAAAGUAACUGUUAAGCAGUUGAAAGAUGGGAACGGUAAACCGGAAGUCACAAAGAAAGAGAUGAAGCAGAAGACCCCAGGAAAGACUGGAGGGUGUUCUGCAGACCAACAUUACCCAGUGUUUGGUGGAAAUAACCUUCCCUUCAGGGACUCCAGGAGAAAUGCCUCUGAGGAUGAUUUAUUAACCAAGUCCAGCUCUGAAGACACAGGUUCCAGCAGAUUCAAAACAUCCAGCCUUUCCAAUAUCCCACUGCUUUCCAUGGAGAAACAAAGGAGGGUGGAAACAGAGGAAGCUCUUAGGCUGAACAGAUACCACAGAGAGAGACACAUGGAGCUGCCCAAUGAAACCAAAGAUGGAACUUCCCAGCCUGAGAGGAAUUGUUCAGUAAGGAAAACAGUGAUAACCCCAGGGCCUUGGAAGGUCCCCACUGGCUGUAAGGGCUCCCCAGCAGCAGGGGUGCCUGGAAAACAGGUGUGACUGACUGACAGACACUAUUUUUUAGAACAUGUUUUGUUCAAUUUUCCAGUAAGUGUAAUUUAAAACAUUGGUUCUUCUCAAUAACUGGUUAGAGGGGGGAAAGCAUUUGAUUUGCUCUUAAAUUAACUAAGCUCCAUGAAGGACCUUUCAGAUUGCUUCAGUGAAAGCUUCCAUGAGCUGCUGUCCCCAUGUCCCUUCACAGGCCACGUCUGCUGCUCCCAGUGUUGCACUGCUGCAGCUUCCCUGCAUAUUGUGAGCUCUGAACAAAGUUACUUAAUGCCUCUAUUGCCAACGCGAUCCUGACUCACUUCCUGUUCUUGUGCCAAGCUAUCUACCGUAUCCAGUCAAUCUAAUCCUACCCAUGUGGAUUCCAGUCACAGACAAGGCAGGUUUGGGCUGAAGUGGGUGUUUUCUCUAGAGCACUUGCAGGUUUACAUCAGGAAACCCACAUGCUCUUGCUGGGUCAGGGAGAACAUGGGCAAAUUUGUUUUCUCAGUUCCAGGGCAGCAAGUGAGCUGCUGAUGCUGCUCAGUUCAUAUAUUUCCUAGAAUUUUAUAACUAAUGCCAAACCCUGUAGCUAAAUAUGGUGCUUGACAUAAUUUCGUAAUUUUGCUUUUUCUGACACAGCAAAAUCAUUUUAGUUCCUUGAUUCACAGGAAUUUUGGUUGCAAACAUCUGUGGGAAGAGAGAAAAUUCUGGGUUCUGUUAAAUAACACAAUUACUUUGGAUUCACUGGUGGCACCAUGACACACUCAGCCUCGAUGUGGAAGUGAUACUCAAGUCCCAUCUUUAAUUAUUUAAUACUAGUUAGGAAUUGGGGUUUUUUUCCCUCUGUAGAGGCAAGAACUGACCUUAGGAUGGACUCAGCUGCCAGAGCAGCUUUUUCAGUGAAGUUCUUGCCUAUAGAUUUUAGAACUUACCCCAGUUUACUACGAAUGUGCGAUCAAGGAGUGUUGAUGACAAACAGGAUACAGGAGAAACACCAUCUAUGGUUUGGGCUGGUAGAGAUCCUUAAAGGGGGAUGUUACCACCAGAACCUACUGGCACAUCAGUCCUACAGCUGUAAGAUCAACAGAAAUGGAAAGGCUUUAUUUUAUUCAUAGUUUUAGUGAUUAUUUCUUGACAUAUGAGAUUUUUAAUGACUGCAGAAAAGUGGUAAAAGGAGGCCCUUGGCCCAGUCUACUGGAGAAAGAAGAGUAAAUGAUUGAGCUUUACUAACUUAAAAUACAAACAAGAUUUACUCUUUUCAAGUGAAUAUCUGGUUUUGGCUUUGAAACAUUAAAUGUUUUUAAAGGCUAACAAAGCACAGUGAGGCAGUUCUGAGUGGAAUUCUUCACAAGCACAGCUGACUGCUCAAACACCUUUUAAACAAAGACUUUGGGAAUUCAAAAGGCUUUUAUAGCACCUCUGAACUGUGCUCACCUGCUCGACACUGGGUGAGCCACUAACACCAGGUUUGCUGUGUAGUGUAACACAUACAAAUACUCCCUGGUUGGAAUAUGACUGUGAAAUAUUUAAUACUCUGAAGUAGCCUGUGUAGAUAUUGCCCUGUGAUCUUCCCCAGAGGUUGAUUUAUGUUCAGCUGUACGCACACGGCCUGACCACUGUGUAUGGCGACAAACCCAGUCCUUCAAUUCCAGAUGAAUUAGCCACAGUGAAAUAAUUUCCCUGACAUCAACUCCUAUCUAUUUUUCUAUAUGUUCAAGUGACCUGAUAAUGUCUUAGCUGUGUGUAAUGUCUCCUUCCAGAGACCUUGUAUCUGUACUUCCUGUAUCAGACUUACCCAUGUGGCCUUGGAAUGCUACGCAGUGUAUGGAUGUACUGAGUGUAAAUGUUUAUAUAUUGUACAGCACCUUUCUACAGACUUCUGAGGUUCUGACUAGAGACAGACCGGUAAAUAGCUCAUUAUUUUUUAUAUAGCUA